AUGCACAAGUCAUCUUAUAUACGGAACCAGUCUGGAGGAAAAUUCCGGCAAAUCCUCCUGGCAGCCCUGGUAAUAUUAAUCGUUUCUAUGUGGUUCGGCCGCCACCUACUGUACACAACUUGGACACUCGCCGCCCUCCGCAUAUUCUGGCACGACAACGCAUCCGAUUUCAUUCUGUCCGAGUCGCACGACAAUUUCGACGUGUCUUUUGCCAACUACAGCAUACACCAAGUCAGUGCUGAGCCGUAUGAAGACGUGGUGCCGCCCAUCUUGCACCAUAUCGCAUUGGGAGACAACGAAGGCCGAUGGAAGGGUCGCUGGGGGGAGGCUGUACAGAGCUGCCUCGAUAUACAUCCUGGCUGGGAGUCACAUAUCUGGACCGACGACAAAGCCAGCCAGUUUGUCAGCGACAAGUUCCCUGAGCUGAGGGAGCUCUGGGACAACUAUCAUUAUCCCGUGGAGAGGAUCGAUGCCCUUCGAUAUAUGCUCCUGUACGCUUAUGGAGGAGUCAUCCUGGAUAUGGACCUCAAGUGCAAGCGAGCCUUGGGUCCGCUCCGACGCUUCUCCUUCGUUGCCCCCGAGGCUCACCCGACAGGCUUCUCUAUCGGGUUCAUGAUGGCCAGUAAGGGCAAUGCCUUUGUUGGCGACAUUGUCCGCAACCUCACCGUUUACAACAAAGAAUGGCUGGGGCUUCCGUACGCAACUGUCAUGUUCAGCACUGGCUGCCACUUUGCGUCGGUAAUCCACGUGUACGAAUCCAACCGAACCGACCUCAAGAUCCUCCCGGGGCCUCUGCACAGCUUGAACGGGCGGGUAUCGACACCCAUCUUUGACCACCUGGGCAGCUCAUCAUGGCACUCGUACGACGCGAAACUGAUUGUAACCAUUGGAAGCCGAAUCAACCUGAUUUUCUUCUUCUUUGUGGGAGUUGCGCUGGCGCUGUUUUUGAGGAGGAAGUCUCUGCUACGACGAUUUUAG
Molecule: messenger RNA, 978 nt
Organism: Metarhizium robertsii ARSEF 23
Lineage: Eukaryota; Fungi; Ascomycota; Sordariomycetes; Hypocreales; Clavicipitaceae
Product: glycosyltransferase family 32 protein
Exons: 1
Coding region: 1-978 (325 amino acids)
Biological process (GO): mannosyl-inositol phosphorylceramide biosynthetic process
Molecular function (GO): mannosyltransferase activity
Source: RefSeq, a predicted model, not a curated record